Gongylonema pulchrum is the source of this 267-nucleotide messenger RNA. The record is from the annotation of a GenBank genome assembly. Lineage: Eukaryota; Metazoa; Nematoda; Chromadorea; Rhabditida; Gongylonematidae.
AUGCUAGUUUCAGCACGUCGUUGUAACGAAUAUCGAGGAACUGGGCUGGCACAUCCGGUGCUGAAGUCUCUGGAGGGCACGCAGGAGAAGUGGAUAAUUGAUGUUCUCUAUGCAUUCAAUGCUGGCGAUCUCAACAAAUUCAAUCAGUACAGCCCGCAGUGGGCGGAAUGGGAUGAUCUUCAGAAGCACAAGGAUUUCCUGAUGGGAAAAAUCCGACUGUUGAGCUUAAUGGAAGUAGGGCUUUUGUUUCUUGCUGAUUUGUGCUGA